Messenger RNA from Pomacea canaliculata, 5050 nucleotides. Its product is annotated as adhesion G-protein coupled receptor G2-like. The record is from RefSeq and is a predicted model, not a curated record. Gene Ontology annotation, molecular function: calcium ion binding; G protein-coupled receptor activity. Gene Ontology annotation, biological process: cell surface receptor signaling pathway; G protein-coupled receptor signaling pathway. Gene Ontology annotation, cellular component: membrane. The transcript is spliced from 18 exons. Bases 34 to 2865 code for a protein of 943 amino acids. Lineage: Eukaryota; Metazoa; Mollusca; Gastropoda; Architaenioglossa; Ampullariidae.
GGAACAUUUGCUCAGCUGACAGCCCGUGCCAGAAUGGAGGGAGCUGUCACACCUUUGACAACGGCACGUACUCCUGUUCUUGUCCUGACCACUUCACUGGAACAAACUGCUCUCUUCCUGACCCGUGCUCUCCGUCCCCCUGCGGAACUGGAGGAGAUUGUAUUAAGGUGUCUGAGACUGAAGCAAACUGCUCGUGCUAUACCGGUCGUUACGGCUCGACGUGCAGCGAGGUUAACAUCUGCGAGCUCGACUCCCCCUGUCGCCACGGCCAGUGUCUUAGCCUCGGAAACAGUUCAUUCACCUGCAACUGCAUGUCCUUUCUAUACGGGUGCCUUCUGCGACACAUUCAACCCGUGCCUUUCGAAUCCGUGCCAGAACAACGCCACAUGUCACAAUAACAACGGUCAGUACAAUUGCACUUGUUCACCGGGUUACUACGGUGCCGAAUGCCAGCACUACGGUCGUUGCUAUGGAAACCCCUGCAAUAAAGGCAGCUGCAACGAGAAUAUAACGGAGCCGUUAUGCAGCUGUCCUUUAAAUUACUACGGUUUCUACUGCGAGCGGUAUGAUCCUUGUUUAAAUGACCCUUGCGGAGGUCACGGAAAUUGCGUUGGACGGCCUAACACCACGACGCAAGGAGAAGAUGUGGACUUUGUAUGCUUCUGUGCAUCAUUAUGGAUGGGUGUACGUUGUGAGAAUGUCAACUACUGCUACCUGAAUGCCUGCAAGAACGACGCGAUAUGCGAAAAUGAACCGCCAAACAAAGUCAGAUGUACGUGCAGUCCCGGCUUUUAUGAGGCAGACUGCUCACGGUACAAUCCUUGCGAUGCUCUCCCAGGCGUUCCUCUGUGUAAGAAUGGUGGCACGUGCUACAACACUACUGACGGCAACUUCAGCUGCGAUUGUCAAUACGGAUAUUUUGGUUCUCAGUGCCAGAGAAGAGACCCCUGCUUACCAAUACCGUGCAAAAAUAAUGGCACCUGCACCAACUUAACGGACACUCAGUUCAGCUGCACUUGUAGUGAGGAGUACACUGGUGACCUAUGCCAAGUCUUAGUUCUUGACCUCAUGGAGGCUGGUCGCAGACUCUCUCUGCUGAAAAACUUGACCUCAACUCCAUCCUCGCUGGGAACUACGGACGUGGACAGCAUUACGUCAGCGCUAGAGAAGCUGUACAGCUUCACGCUGAUAAAGCAAAGCGUUGCAGAAGACAUGAUGAACGUCAUCAGUAACCUCGCUGACGUCAACAUUUCCAUCACUAACGCCAGCAACAAGAUCAACGCCACAAGUGAUCGGCUGCUGAAGCUGCUCAACGAUUUCAGUGCUGAUGUCAUCGUCCGGAACGGCAACAACGUCACUAUGACGUCACCUAAUUUUGAAGUGGUAGCUGUUGACGUGAGCGACGCAGCGUCAGACGUCAUGUACAUCCCGUCCAUCGCGACAGGCGGCAGUGUUAAGCAGCUGGAUGUAACGAUCACACUCCCUCGACAAGCUCUGGAGCUGGCCAGAGGCCAAGCGUCUUCACUGACCGUCACAAGGGUGCAACUCGCUGGUCACCGUAAAUCUCAGUUCUUUAUCCCCAGCAACCAUGUGUACAGCGAUGACGUCAUCCAGACCAAGCCGGUGAUAACGGCCACCAUCAAGGGGAGGGAAAUCGUUAAUCUAACCUCCCCCGUCGUGUACAAAAUACGGAAUCCGCAAGCAUCGUCAAACUACACCUGUGUGUUCUGGGACCCGGAUAAUCACGCUUGGUCAACAGAGGGUGUAGUAACGGUUUCAAAGAGCGGCAACUACACCGUGUGUCAGUCAACUCACCUCACUAGUUUUGCUGUUCUCUUGGAUACAUCUCCUGACUUUACUCUCAACAGCGCCCACGAGAUGGCGCUAACCUACAUCUCUUACAUCGGCUCGGGCCUGUCCCUCCUCUGCCUGGUGGUAACCACCUUAACCUACAGUCUCUUCAGGAGUUUGAACAAGGACAAGUCGGGCAAAAUUCUCCUGAACCUGUGUGUGGCCCUGCUGUUGCUGAACAUCGUGUUCCUGGCCAACGGUCUGAGCGCCGGAAGUGACAACAGCACCAGAGCCAGCUGCACGGCCGUGGCAGUUAUUCUGCAUUACCUUCUCCUGGCCUCGCUGGCUUGGAUGCUGGUGGAAGCAGUGGAAAUGUACCGAGCCCUUGUCACUGUCUUCUCCAAAUACGCGCAGUGCUACAUGCUCAAGCGUUGUGUGGUCGGCUGGGGGGUGCCAGUCGUAAUAGUGGCGAUCACACUGGGAAUUUCCAGAGAACAUUAUCACUCCAGUGCAGGCUUCUGCUUCCUGUCGAGGUCAAGCCACGUAGCUUACUACGCCUCAUUAGUCGCCCCAGCUUGCCUCGUUUUGCUCGUCAACACUGUUAUCUUCUUUAUGGUCACAAGGGUCAUCCUUAAGCCGAGGUUUCAGCAACAGAAGGAAGGCAAGGAAGGCAUCACGCCUGGACAGGUACGCGGAGCCUUCACCGUUAUGUUCCUGCUGGGAGUGACCUGGGUCUUCGGACCACUGGCCAUCAACGAGGCUAAAGUGGUUUUCAAUUACUUGUUCUGCAUCCUCAACUCACUGCAAGGCUUCCUCAUCUUCGUCUUUCGCUGCCUCUUUAACCCCGAGGCACGACUGGCGUGGGUGCAGCUGAUCACGACGUGUACCCUUAAGAAGCGGCGUGAACCGGUUCGAUCUGGAAACUACACGGAUUCGUCAUCAAAGAGUGACUCCCACCCGAAGUCCAGCGCCACGGAAGAGCGCCACGGUCGCCACGAUCGCCACGGUCGCCACGGCGGCGGAGGUCACGGGGGUAGCAGGGGAGACAGCUACGUUGAAGAUGACAGAUUAUAAAAAUCGUUCACUCGGCUGAUUUCCUUCAUUAAACAUUCAGUCUGGCCAGGGGUUCUCUAUCUUCGCUCGUCCAUGCUGGAGUCGCACAUUUCUUCUAGCGGCCUUCAUAGCUCACAAUGUUCCAUGCUAGAGAAUAUGCAAUACAUACGUCUAAGCUUCAAGAGGCCGAUGAAAAAAAUCGAGCUACGGAAGGUUUGAUUUUAAGGAAGUUGACAGAAAAAAGAACAUUAUUUUCACGUGGAAGUUCAAUUUUAACCAAAUGUUCAUUUCUUGUCAUUCUUUUAAAGUCACUCCGGUACCCUGCGGAGUCGCGAUUAUCACCCACUUGUUUCCUACACAGAAAGGAGAAUAUGGGAGGGUCGAUGGGGGAGGAGCGCAGGGUCAAUGGGGGAGGAGUACACGAUUUUCCACUUUCCGACGUAUUUUAAAUGGUUUCAACAUGCUGACCGGCUUAAAAUUAUUCGAAAAGUUUUUGGCUAGGCCGAUUCAAGCUACGAAAGUUGAAUAUGCAUUGCAACUAACUAAUUGAUGUAUGAAAUUCGAGUUCGGGAGAAUAUUUCGACCUUACAGAAGUUUGACGGUAUAUGUUAUUCGGGGAACUCAUUUAAAUGAAAUCGUGCUUAAUGAAGUUUGCAUUUCACCUAGAUUGCAGGCAAAGAAAAAGAUUUUGAUAUCUUUGUUAGCCUAAUUUCUCCUGGUUAUAUCUGUACUGCCGUGGAUCACUAGGAUUAAGCUCCUGCUGACUUGAUGACACAGUAGUAUGAUCAUUCCACUGUUUCUGCCUCUAUCCUAUAAACCGAUGCCUCACGCAGAAGAAGCUAUUUAAGCCUCAAGCGAGAUCCGAACCUAAGAACAACAAUCUUGCCUUGGUUGCAAGGGGACAAACUCUUGAUUGAGGAUGGCCAAAUGUUUUAUUUACACGUCACCUGAUUAUAUUUUAGAUUUUCGGAUUCUGACGCAUUUACAACUAUGAUACUCCAUGUAUCGGUUUAAGUUAACGAUUUAACUUGUAAUAGAUGGACAUUCCCUCGUUUUUUUAAGAGAGUGGUCCUAUUGGCAUCAGUACACGACUGGUCGUAAAAUAAACAGUAAAGCUGAUGGACUAGCUUAGAAGUAGUACAGUAGGACUGAUUGUAAAAAUAACCCAUGAACAAUACUUCUGUAGCUACUGAUACAAUUGCAAUUUCUGUUGCUUCUAUUCAUACUUCUGCUUCUAGGUUUUUGCUGAUCCAACAUGGCGCUCAUAUUUAAGCAUGACCACUAAACUUACAGAUCCUAAAGUGAUGUGCUGACACAUAAACACAAUCUUCUGUGGAGUAAUAACCAACUUGAGUCACAAGGGCGAACAGCAAAAUUCAGCUUAGAACAAAACUCGUGAACACAGAUAAAGAACAUCAAAAUAGUACUAAUAGCAUGUUAAACGGUAGUAGAAUUGUCACAGAGGGGUAACAUGAGACUAAACAGCCAGCACAGCAAGGGUGGCCGUGCCUCACCUUUUAGGAAGUGGGAAAGAAAGGUGGAGAGCAAUUUAAUUAACUUUCGCCCACCAGCCCUUCACUUCCUAAGGAGACACGGCAAGUGGAGGAACGCUAGGUGUGGGGGGAGUGGAGGCUGCAUCUGCCUAGAAAGGUGCGGUAUUUGUAUUUUCUGCACCUUAGGCUUUUGUAUUUUGGAUUUUUUGUAUGCUUUUCCCUUUAUUUCUUUUAAAUAUAUACAUGUGUAUAUACAUAUUGUUGUAUCAAUUGGCGCAGUCUGCGGGCCGGGAGAUGGGCCAUGGAGUGGAGGGACGUGAGUGGGUCUGGCUAAUGCCAAAAAGUAUUUGAAGAGUUUUUGUUGUUUUGUUUUGUGAGUUGUUUAAGAGUUUAUUGGUAUCCUGGAGUAUUUGGCCCACUAAAGUUUGAGGUCGCUCGUUCCCAGAGGCAGCUUCAUUUAGUGUAUAAUGUCUGUCCCCGAGUGUAGGCGUCAGUGGUGUUUUGAGUGUCUUACGGUUUAAGAUAAUUUGUGAGUGUGUGUGUGUGGAAGAUAUAUUUUUGGAUUCUGGACCGUUAGUUCCCAUUAACUGUUUGUACAGUGGAACAACAAUUACUAAUGACUAAACUUGAGAGUAUUAUCCGAUUAGUCAUCAGUGAUAGCAGUGUUGUGCAGCUCUCAAAACUUUAUUUUUUUAUGUUUAAUAUUCAACCAA